Molecule: messenger RNA, 1408 nt
Organism: Zerene cesonia (dogface butterfly)
Lineage: Eukaryota; Metazoa; Arthropoda; Insecta; Lepidoptera; Pieridae
Gene: Slbp
Product: histone RNA hairpin-binding protein
Exons: 4
Coding region: 353-811 (152 amino acids)
Biological process (GO): mRNA 3'-end processing by stem-loop binding and cleavage; mRNA transport
Cellular component (GO): cytoplasm; histone pre-mRNA 3'end processing complex
Molecular function (GO): histone pre-mRNA stem-loop binding; mRNA binding
Source: RefSeq, a predicted model, not a curated record
UACUCAUUAUGUCAAUGUCAAAAUCGUUAAAUGCGCGCGUAACCGUACUCCGUAGGGCUUGUUUAUUAAUAAAAUUAUCACCAACGUUUACACGUUCAUUUAUGAGUAGUAACUAAGUCUAUAGCAAAAAUCCACAAAUAAACACUAUCCAAACUAUUACUUUUAAGUUAGUUAGUAAUGGUGUUAUUAAAUAAUUCUAACCGGUGCCGAAGAAAAUUGAAAUCUCUGUCGAAGAAAAUUGAAAUCUAUAAUUAAUUGUAGUAUAUUCGGAAAGUAAUCUUGUUGUGUUCUUAACCCUGAAUAAUUUCGUAUUUGAUAUUAGCCAGUCAAGAUUUUAUUUUAUUCCUUCAACAUGAGUGAAGUGGGUCUUGAUUCUGUUGAUGAAUGUGAACGAGCACAGCAACAGUCGUCUAAUGGUCGCAGGGCUACCAAGGAGAAAAUGAAAUCGGAAAAUGAUAGCAGAGACAAUUCAAAAAACAGAAAAAGAGCAAAACGCAGUUCUGAACAUGAGACAAGUACUAAGGCAAGCAAGGCUAAAAAACCAUUGGAGAUUGAAGUGGACCCAUUAGUUUUACAAAGACGUCAGAAACAAAUUGAUUAUGGAAAAAACACAGUUGGUUACCACAAUUAUAUCAAACAAGUACCAAUACCACAAAGGAUGAAAAAUGACCCAAAAACACCUGACAAGUUCAUGAAAUACAGUAGGAGGUCAUGGGAUAUGUUGAUUAAAAUCUGGAGGAAAAAAUUGCAUGAAUAUGAUGUUGAUGGUGCAAAUAAAGGAGAAAGUGAAGAUUCUGAUGAUACUGAUUAAAACAAAUACAUCAUAAAAAUAAAAAAAAAGAAUGGUUUUUUUAAGUUGUUUAUAUUAUGAACAAUGACAAAUAUUAUAGUUGUUAAGUUAAUAUUUGAAAUGAAACUAGAAAUGUUAAGCCAGGUCCAAUGCACCACGAUUAAAAUAAUAUAUGUGUUAAAAAUGAGCUCUAAAACAAGCCUGUCUUUCAAAAAUGAGUAUUGAUGAAAUGUGGUUGCUUUUCUAAAGCAUUUUCUUUAUACCCCUCAAUCACAAAAAAAAAACAAAAUUAUCUCUAAAUACAAAAUUUUAAUAUUAUGUGUUAAUUUCCCUUUCUGCAGGCAAAUGCGGGGGUGUUAUCUAUUUUUUGUGGAAAAAGUGUUCAAUGUUUUAUUCCUUAAAUAUCGUAGGGUGAUAAUAAAGAUAACAAUAUGGUGCAGCAAACCCAGCUUAAGGAACACCAAAUGAUAUGAACGAUUUUAUAGUGUUAAUAUUUGCAUUAAUCAAGAGUUCUGCAUGUACUGUGGAAUGACAAAGUAUAUAAUAAGUUAUAAUGUAUCAUACAUUUAUACUAAUGUAACUAGUUUUAAGAAGUUAAUAUAGUAGUUUAAAAUAUAA